This is a messenger RNA of Scutellospora calospora, 774 nucleotides long. The record is from the annotation of a GenBank genome assembly. Lineage: Eukaryota; Fungi; Glomeromycota; Glomeromycetes; Diversisporales; Gigasporaceae.
AUGUCAAAAUACAAAACUACGUUUGUAUUACAAGGCAAACUUAUACAAAACCUACAUUUUGGGCCAUAUGCUAGAAAUUAUUCAUCAGAAGCAAUUACUUCUAUAUAUCAGCAAGCUUUUUCUACAAAAACUAGAUUAGAUGGUCUAUUAGUUAUAGGUUAUGAUGAUUCAGAGAUAUGUGAAAAGUUACUUUCCGAUAUUUAUUUUCAUCCUUAUACUUUUACAAAUGGAAGCAUAAACUUGACUAUUUUUGGAAUUGAAUUUAAUAAUAAAGAAGCGAUUGUUAGAAUUUAUCAAAAUUUUCAAGAAAUUCAGAUUUUUCAUAAUACUAACCCUAACUCCGUUUGGAAUAAAAUUGGUCUAUUAGCACAAUUUACAGGAAGCAUGCUAUUUGGACUUGAAUAUGAACGAACGAAGUCAGAAAUUAGCAAAGAACUAACCCUUUCGUGUACUGUAGAGAAUUGGCAAAAUGAACAAAUAAUGAAUACUCUUUUUAAUUAUCAUUUAAGAAAAAAUAUCAAUAUAUCUAUAAAAUGGAAAAAAUUUUUUAUUAGCUGGCAAAAUCAAGAAAGUAAUCUUAUUGAAUUAACAACAAAAUUACAAGAAAUAUACCCACCAAACUAUACUAUUAAAGACUGUGAAUUGCGUGCCUGGAGAACCUUAUUACACUAUACAGGCUGUACCAACAUAACACCUUCUAGAAAGGAAUCUACGGAUUUUAAGUCUGCUGUAAAAAUAUCAACCAUGAAAACAUCAGUAAAAAGUUAUGAGUGA